This is a messenger RNA of Lineus longissimus, 1565 nucleotides long. RefSeq lists its product as uncharacterized. The record is from RefSeq and is a predicted model, not a curated record. The transcript has 2 exons. Lineage: Eukaryota; Metazoa; Nemertea; Pilidiophora; Heteronemertea; Lineidae. The coding region runs from base 291 to 1025 and encodes 244 amino acids.
GAGUAUGUCCUUUUGACACCUGAUGUGACAUGAAAACUUCAUUUAUCGUGUUCCACAUAAAAAGACCGCAGGCACUAUAUUUUGUGUGCGUAUACUCUCAUGCGGUCAGCUUACCUCUGUUUCGUAUCACUACGCAACGCCCGGACUAUUGAUUUCAAUGAAUGGUGGAUUAGCAACAGAGUUUGUGGACUACACUUGACGGGAGUUUUGAUUGUGCUUUGACAGAUGGACUAAGCGUACAAUAUACAGGCAAGGCGACUCUUUCCCAGUGGAUAUCGGGACUUUCAGGCAUGGAUAAUCGGUACAACGUUCGCACUGACUUCCCCACGGUGCCUGAUUCCCUUUCCAACAGGCGAGGCAUAUGGGGACACAUGCCGCGGAACGAGUAUGAUGAGAAUUAUGGCCGCCCUAAGCAGGGGCUUGGCGGAUACAGAAUGGACAAUGGGAGGACUCCUGCAGGCGAACGUAGCUGGUGUGGUAAAGUAACGUCAGCUGAUUUCCAUGGUUACGGACCCCGUUGGAUUGAUACGGAAGACCCAACACCAAUAGACUGGACUCGCAAGGGGCCCAAACCACCCAACUACUGGAGCCUAGACGACCCUAGAACAAGCACGUAUCCGAGAAAUUGGAAUCCUCGUGAUUACCAAGAGCCACACCCAUACGGUGGCGUUGAUGACGGGCCAUACCGCUGGCCAAGGGAUCCAAGAGUCCCGUCACAGUGGGGACCAUACGGACCGAAAGAAUUCCCAUGGGGUCCCGAAGAACUUGCUCCUCACGGCUCGCGGAUGGCCCUGGAGAGAUUCUAUCAGGAUUACUAUGGUACUCCACGUUCAGAUCCGAGGGAUUCUAUGCCACAACUCAACGGUACGACCUACGGUACUGCCUCAGAGGCCCACCGCAGGCCGUCUGGUGCUUCGCACUCGUACGGACAGCUUCACGGAGACCUACUCACGCAGCGGAACAGAGUAAGACACAACACCAUUCCUUCGGGGACUCAUCAUCGAUACGAUACAAAAAAAUAUUAAAGACAUUUGCUCGACUUGUCCGGUAACACUGCUCGCCACACUUAUCAUAGUCUUUGAUGAUAGUUUGGCAAGGUCCAUAUGAUACGUUGCAGAUGGGCGGAGGCAACUUUCAAAACAAUGCAGCACCUAAUUGAGAAUCAGAUAGGGAACUCUACACGCUUUUCAUGGAGAGAAUACUUUCCGUCCAUGAUUCAAACGGGGGUCGAGUGAGUCAUAUAUAUAUGCCUUCUACCAUAUUGUUACUUUAGCGGGAUCGCACUCUCAGGCCAGGAGAUGCACCGUAAGACGCCAAACUUUUGUGCAUCAGGGCAGCUAUCAAACAUGCCAAGAGUUCGACGGUCUCGGACAAGCAAUGGACGCCGGGUUUGUAAUGGCUGGUCCUAUGUGAAUGGUUUUAUUUGUUUUGUUACCAAUUCAACAGAAAUGUAAUAUAAGAUUCGCCUGUUUUAGAUAUAUCUUUUACUCGACUACUUUGUAGAUGUUAUGAAUGCAAUUAUAUUUAUAGAAAAAAAUAAAGCAAGUUGUUAAUUAAUUCAAAAA